This is a messenger RNA of Aspergillus bombycis, 528 nucleotides long. RefSeq names its product ML domain-containing protein. Bases 1 to 528 code for a protein of 175 amino acids. Gene Ontology annotation, biological process: intracellular sterol transport. The record is from RefSeq and is a predicted model, not a curated record. Lineage: Eukaryota; Fungi; Ascomycota; Eurotiomycetes; Eurotiales; Aspergillaceae. The transcript has 3 exons. Gene Ontology annotation, molecular function: sterol binding.
AUGAAGUUCUUAUCAACUGCCGCUGCGCUUCUCGUCUGCCUCGCUCCCAUUUCCACCUCAGCUCGAAGCCUCGACUUCCUCAAGUCAUCUCAAUCUCCUAUUCAAGUACAAGGCAAAUCAGUCGCAGGAAAUAACCCUCUGGAAUACUGUAACGACCCGUCGGGCGAUGUCCUAGAUAUUAAACAGGUGGACUUGGCACCUAAUCCACCUCUUCCUGGCAAAACACUUGUCAUCACGGCUUCGGGCACCUUGCGUGAAAAGAUUGAGGAAGGUGCUUAUGUGCUUUUGGAGGUUAAAUAUGGCUUGAUCACUCUUCUCAGGCAGACCGCCGAUCUCUGCGAACAGCUUGUCAAUGUAGACCUUAAAUGUCCUCUGGGGCCAGGUGACAUGACCUUGACCAAGCAGGUCGAUUUGCCGAGACAGAUUCCUCCGGGAAAAUACAAUGUUCAGGCCGAUGUCUUCACUAAGGAUGAUGAGCGUAUCACUUGCCUGAAGGCUGUUAACGUUGAGUUCAAGGGUCCCUUCUGA